Triticum dicoccoides is the source of this 973-nucleotide messenger RNA. RefSeq names its product cold-regulated 413 inner membrane protein 2, chloroplastic-like. NCBI's taxonomy places the organism in Eukaryota, Viridiplantae, Streptophyta, Magnoliopsida, Poales, Poaceae. Gene Ontology annotation, cellular component: membrane. The transcript is spliced from 6 exons. Bases 145 to 816 code for a protein of 223 amino acids. The record is from RefSeq and is a predicted model, not a curated record.
UCACUCACGCACGCACGCGCUCCCCCCGCUCGCCCACCCCUCAUCACUCCAGUGCUACGGUUCGACAGACUUCCAGACACGGACACCAUCAUCCAUCCACCGGCGACGCUUCCAGCUCCGACGAACCGCUCGGGACCCGACACCAUGUCCAUCUCGCUGCGCCUCGCCAUCCCCACCGCGGCGCCCUGCCCCGCGCCGCCGCCGCGGGCGCGGGCGGCGCGGAAUGCGGGCUGCUCCCCGCUCUCCGCGGCCGCCGUGCCGGUGCGGACGACGGCCGCGCUCAGGGGAUGCGCCGCUCUGCCGCUGAGGCCGCAGCCGCUGGUCCGGCCGUGCCGGAGCCGGGGGAGCGCCGUCGUCUGCAGCGCCUCGGCGUACCUCAGCCCGCCCACCACGCAGUGGGUCUCCGUCGCGGCCGCCGCAGUGCUAUUGCUUGCUAAAGGCACAGGCAUACACAAAUCUUUCCUCGUGCCAUUGUUUGUUCUGCAAGCACCUACCGCCGUAAUCUCAUGGAUCAAGAGUGAAUAUGGACUGUGGACUGCUUUUCUUGCGCUUGUGGUGCGUUUGUUCUUACCCUUUCCAGGUGAGCUAGAGCUUCCGCUGUCAACGAUGCUGGCAGUCAGCGUUGCCCCUUACCAGGUGAUGAAUGUGAGGGGAACUCAAGGUGGCGCGAUAGUGUCGUUGGUACUAGCCGCGUACCUCGCCUUUCAGCACUUCACCAGGACCGGAGGAAUAGGAAAAGCCUUCGAUCAGGGAUCGAUAGUUGCGACCAUGGCCAUCAUCUGUAUCGCAGUUAUCAAUGUGAUCCUGCUGUUCUGAGUUGCCAAGAGCUACUUCAGAGUGCAGAUAAAUAAAAAGAAACCUUGUAGCGCAUCAUCCUGUCAGACUUUGUAGCUUGUUUUAUCGUAAUAAGAAUGACCUCUGAGUUGUGACAUGACUGAUAGUAUAUAUCACCGUGUACGGUGUGGUUUGGGAA